AAAUCUCGACAAUACAUAUCUAAAUAAAGGCUAUUUAAUUUACUUGUCUGCUACAUAAGUGCGGUAAAAUAUAGAUUGUAUCAAAAAAGAAUUAUAAAAUUUAAAAUUAGAUGUGAUAAAACGACAGGUAUUUAAUGCAAAAUUUUAGCUGUUGUUCUUAAACCAUUCGGCAUUCGUAAAGCAGAAAAGCAACAAUGAAGACAGAGUUUUUUUGCAUUAUUUUGGCGCUUAUUUUCCAAGUUUCGCAGGCUAGAUAUUAUGUAAGAAAUUUAGGAAAUGGCACAGACGAUGAAGAAUUGGUUUUAGUUCAUACGAUCUUUAGACAUGGAAACAGAACACCCGAAAGCAAUAUUUACGAUAGUAAUCCUUACGGAGAUGAAAGUUAUUAUGCACCAUAUGGAUAUGCCCAACUCACAAAUGAAGGCAAAAGAACCGAAUUUAAAAUAGGACAAGCUUUGAAAACUAGAUACGAGUCGUUUUUGGGAGACGAGUAUAACAUCAACUUGAUAGAAGCUAGAUCAACGAACGUUAAUAGAACCAAAAUGUCUAUGUUACUCGUGUUGACAGGUUUGUUCCCCCCCAGCGGCGAUUUGACAUGGAUGGAAGGGUUCAAUUGGCAACCAAUCGCUUUUAAUUAUUUUGAAAACGAUAAGGUACUACUCGGCAGAAAAGUAUGUUCGAAUUACAAAAAAGCUUACAAGAAAGUUGUCAAGUCCGAUGAAAUUCAAGAGAAAUUGAAAAAAUACACUGAGGUUUUCGAUUAUCUCAGUGAGCAAACCGGUCAAACAUUUAAACUUACCAAACCCAAAGAAGUGGCUGAUCUGUUUGUUGACUUAUUAGCACAGCAAGCUUUUGGUUACCCAAUAGAAAACUGGACGUAUAAAUAUAUGCCAGAAAUGAGCAGACUAAACAUUGAUAGUUACUAUCUACUGGCAAAUACAACUAAACUGCGCAAACUUUCAGCAGGUUAUCUAGUAGGAAAAUUUAUCACCGAUACUGAAGAUAAAAUAGCAACUCCAACCAGUCCAGUCAAAAUGUACCUUUACUCGGCUCACGAAAAGAAUAUAGCUACCUUACUAAUAACUUUAGGGGUAUUUGAAGAUGUGGAUGUUCCUGCUUUCGGAAGUUAUAUUAUUGCGGAAGUGUGGAAAAUUAAUGGAGUGUAUGGAUUUAAGUUUUUCUAUCAAAACUACAACGAAAUUGAUCCAGUGGUCAAGAUUAUACCAGGCUGUGCAGAGUUCUGUCCCUUGGACGAUUUCAAAAAUUUGAUGAGCCAGUACAUUCCAGAUGACGAUUAUUGCGAACUGAAAUGAACAUUUUGAUAUUGAUGUUUUUUUUUUGACGAAAAUAUGCAAGAAUAAAAUUUAUUAUUUUUA
Sitophilus oryzae (rice weevil) is the source of this 1376-nucleotide messenger RNA. RefSeq names its product venom acid phosphatase Acph-1-like. Gene Ontology annotation, molecular function: phosphatase activity. NCBI's taxonomy places the organism in Eukaryota, Metazoa, Arthropoda, Insecta, Coleoptera, Curculionidae. The transcript is spliced from 7 exons. The coding region runs from base 195 to 1313 and encodes 372 amino acids. The record is from RefSeq and is a predicted model, not a curated record. Gene Ontology annotation, biological process: dephosphorylation.